Molecule: messenger RNA, 742 nt
Organism: Magallana angulata
Lineage: Eukaryota; Metazoa; Mollusca; Bivalvia; Ostreida; Ostreidae
Product: late histone H2B.L4-like
Exons: 1
Coding region: 108-497 (129 amino acids)
Biological process (GO): nucleosome assembly
Cellular component (GO): nucleosome
Molecular function (GO): protein heterodimerization activity; structural constituent of chromatin; DNA binding
Source: RefSeq, a predicted model, not a curated record
UCCCGCGCUGAUAUAAUUUUGGCAGUGAUGUAACUUUGAUCAGCCAAUGAAAAGUCGUCAAAUCUCAGCUACGCAUCAGUCUAUUCACAUCCUUCCGAAAAGUGAACAUGCCGGCGAAAGUCAAGAAAUCUAGAAAAGGCCCGUUGCCCACUGGUCCACCAAAACUAAAAACUACUGCAAAAUCAGCUACUAAGAAGAAGCCAAGAAGUAAGAAAAGAAAAGAAUCGUUCAAAAUUUUCAUCUUCAGGGUCAUGAAGCAAGUCCAUCCCGAACUUACAGUUUCUACCCGAGCCAUGGGAAUAAUCAACUCUUUUGUCAUUGACAUAUUUGAAAGACUUGCAUCUGAAGCGUCCAAGCUGGCAAAACUCGGUCGCAGAGCUACGAUGAGCAGCCGUGACAUACAGACCGCGGUGCGCCUGAUUCUUCCCGGGGAGCUGUCCAAGCACGCGGUGUCCGAGGGAACGAAAGCUGUCGCCAAGUACACCAGCGGGAUUUAGGAACCGAGGCACAGGUGUGCCCUUUGAUGUGUACAGAAUUGCUUGACAUUAUAUUUCUGAUCCUUUAUUGUGCAAUUUAAUGCUUGGCAAGUGCUUCAUUUUGCAGCUUGUAAGAGUUGACCACUUUUGUAUUGUCAUUUAACUAUAUUUUAAAUUGUUUUGUUUUUUUUUUUUUUGGUGAUUGAUCAUCAUAGCCCAUUUUGUAGAUAAUAGAAAACACGUUGAUUAAACAUUUAUCAACGAUA